CAGGACGGUAGCAUACAGUGCAUCGCGAACAAAAAUUUCUCUUACACUGUACAGUCCAUAUUCAAGCAACCACAAUACUUGAACUCCUGAAGGAGGUAUUCAUUGAGAGGCUCCUUCCUCCUUCGAUGAUUUAACAACAGCCAGAAUGUCCUUUGGUUGUCAUUUCAGCCAACCCGGCCCCUUGUAUUGAGAGAACUGUCUGCUCAAAUCCAGUAGUCAAUCACCCGUUCACUGCUGACAGCUGAUUGAGACUUCAUCCUUCCAACCAAAAUGGAGGGAGUGAGCCAAGGAGUGAGCCAAGGAGCUGCUAUAGUGCCUGGGAUCGAUUCCGACAUCUUCACUAAUGCCAGCACGAUCACUUCCUGGUUACAGGAGCAGCCAGAAGAUGUAAAAGUUCAGCUCGCAAGGGGGAUAUUCAGCGAACUGAUUCGUGAUGUUGUACAUCCCCGGCUGUCCUCUACCAAGGCCUGCGUAAAGCUCUGUGGCUUUGUGCAGCUUUGUACAAAAUCCACCAACGACUACUUGCGCCAGUGGGCUUUCGCCGAGGACACCUCGAUGAGACUCUUUACUCUCUAUAUCGAGUUGAACGAAAGCCACCAACACAGUCCCAUGAAACUCGUCCUCGACGUGCUAAUUACCACUUUCACCCACAACCCAGACCCUGAAGUUGGGACAGCGAUCAAGACAGGCGUCUUAGACUCCCUUGCUGCUGUCGUCUCACGACAAUCCAGCAGGUCGUUGGUAAAGUCCUCGAUAAACUCGCUGGUCCAUUUUCUAAGCAAGCAUGCCAUCAACCUGGAUGACAUCGGCAGUGCGUAUCGGAAGAUUAAGCCCUCGCCCUCGGAGCUCCCUGACCUCGAGUUGUGGAGGUCCUUUGUCGGAGAUGUCUUCUCGUGGAUGAACCUGCGCCAUGUCUGCCCAAUUGCUGGUAAAUUCCUUGUGCAGCUCUUCCAGUAUCUUCAGGAACUAGCAUCGGGGCCUUCCCACCCGAACCUCUCAGGUUUCGGCAUCGGAGUCUGGCUAGAAUGGGUCCAACACGGGUUGGCUGCCAACCCAGACAUAUUGGAGACCAUCAAAAACUAUGUCUUCGCUCCGCUAUUUAAGACAGACGGUUCCUCAUCUUUGCAGUUGCUGGAGAUUCUCUGUCGUCAGAAACCAAUCGACGGUAUGGGCGGAGAGCUUGACAGCGGGGCUCGCCUCCAGCUGGCUGGCUUAGAAGUUGGCCGGAAAUGCGGACUCGUCGGCGAGCCAGGUUCAAGCAAUUCCACUGCGCCCGGGACAGGUGCGAUCGUCAUCCAAGCGGAGGUCUUGGAGCAUUUUCUUAUUCACCCGUCCCACAUUGUUCGUUCCAGCGCCCUUUCUCUUCUGAUAUCCUCCCCCCUUACCACCAGCCCGAUGUCUCAGGAGACGUUCGACUUGCUCCAGAGGCACCUCGCGACGUGCCAUUCCGACUAUGACACUAAGUUCCGGUGCGAGAUGCUCGGUUACUCAGGGGAGUUGGUCAACCGGGUGCAGAAUGUGAUUGCGGUUGCGAAAAGGAGCCUUUCCAAGUCGGGAGUGAAAACGAAGACACCAGCUUCUGUCAAUGGCCACGUGGCAACUACCCCUAAAAAGGCGAAGACGAACCCAGAAGACCUGCUAGGCGACGAGAAGGAGACUAGGGAGGUCCUGGAGCGGCAUGAAUCGUUUCUAAGCUGGUACAUGGCCUUUCUCAAAGGCGAACUUAUACCGACGGCGUCUUACCAACGUCACAUCACUGCACUGAGAGUGCUCCUUAUGUUCCUCAAGACCAAGAAACGAACUCUAGCCCCGGAGGAACCCUUCGACGUGAAUCCAAUAGCCACACUUUGCACCGACCCUACCUGGGAUCGGCUUAUCCUGGACUUGAUCAUGGAUCCUUUUGACGAUGUCCGAGAAGCAGCGGCCACGAUUCUGCAAAAUCUGCCACAGAGUAUCAUCUCAACGCAUGUCGAUUUUGGCGCCAACAGCUCAACUCUUCUCGCCUCGUUACGAGAGUUUUGUGCAAGGGUCACGAGCCUGGCAGGGAGAACUGGACGCGCCGACCAUGGAAAUGGCGCCGCCCGUUCCCAGGGGCUCCUUUGCAGUUGGCUAAGCACUCAAGACAUGCGCGUGGCUCAUAUCCUGGAUACUUUGGAUCGGCUAGAGGGCAAGCUGUCUCGGGCGGAACAAGAUCUCGGCCACGCUGCCACCGAAGACUCUGUACACGUGGACUUUGCCGCACUGGGUUACAUUUGGCAAGUUUUGGUGAGUGGCGACAAAUAUUCUGACUCAGAACGGCAGUCUCUUCAACAAGUUCAGCGCCGCAUGUUCCAGAGUUGUGAGCAUGUGUGGAAGAUCGUCCGGCCUGUACUGUGCAUCGACACCCCGGAAGGGCAUCUUCCCGAAGAGUUGGAAGAGGUAGAGGGUCUGGACACAAAGGACCUCCUGAGCUAUAGUUUCAGGGCAGUCCACGAGUCAAGUAAUCUCAUGCGUAUAAUCGUCAGUGGGCUCAGGAACUGUAACACUGCCACAGCGCUGUACCCUCCUCUCGAUGUCUUCAACGGAAUCGGCUCCUUGACAUUUGAUCAGCUGUCUAAACUGAGGCAUCGUGGCGCCUUCGCCACAGUGACUUCCACGUUUAGCACCUGCUGCCAGUUGACGCAGAAGUUGACAGACGCGUUCCCUGACAUGCCCAAGUCACUGGACCAUCUCCGCGCCUGGUACGAGGGAGCAAUAGCAUGCAUAAUGAAUCAAGCAUCAACAACCCGGCGCUCGGCCGGCAUCCCCGCAUUGGUGAUUGGGAUUUUGACAGCCAACGCAGAGUCACCAUCGUUUAAGGAGGUGAUGCUUACUCUUGUUCGCAUAGCGGAGAAGAUCGCACGAACUUCCGAAACGGACGGCUCAAACUUGCCGCAGGUGCAUGCUCUGAAUUGCCUCAAGGACAUAUUCAGGGGUUCCCUUUUGAGCAAGCGAGCCGAGACUUACCUGCCCACAACUCUUCAACUAGCGGCUAGCAGUUUGAGAUCCGAGGUGUGGGCCAUCCGAAACUGCGGUCUGCUCCUCCUAAGGAGCUUGAUCGACUGCUUGUUCGGGACUGGCGAGAGCAAGUCAAGCCUGGAGUCGGGCUGGGAUGGCCACACAGUCCGUAUCUCUUACAUCAAAUAUCCCACCCUGCCAGGGGUCCUCUUGGGCCUCUUGAAACCCGGAGAGAAGUCUUUGGAGUUGAGUGCUCAGUCCGGCGCGGCAGCAGAAGCAGUAUUUCCGGCGUUGGACAUCAUUCGCCGAGCUGGUCCUCCAGAAGAGCACCGAGAUGAGCUUUACGGCUAUGUCGAGGGAUACCUCGGCAGUCAUCUAUGGCAUGUCCGGGAAAUGGCAGCGCGCACCCUUUGUUCGUUCCUACUUCGUGCAGACUGGGUCGGCGCGGUCAAGGAACUCCUCUCUCGGUCCCGGAGUGACGCGAAUCGCCUCCAUGGAACCCUGCUUACUAUCAAAUUCGUCCUUGAGCGAAGGAUGGAGACAGGCGCCGACGCAGCAAAAGAGGACCUGCCGCAAAUGAUAUCAACCAUGGGUGAACUUCUCCAGGAAUGCAGAUUACUACAGGCAAGCCCAGAGGUCCGCGCUGCUCUUUUGGAGAUCUUAAACCUCAUAUCGAGACUCAACCUCGUAGCGAUUCUCGAAGAGACCCCCGCGGCAUCCAUACUCGGCAAUGCGUCCGAGCAAGGCCAGGCUACAAUUGCCUCGGCCUCUUCGGCGUUGUUGCGGAUGCAAUUGGGCAUACAGAUUGUACACGAGAGUGCCAGGCAUGCCGACGUUGGCAGAUUACAGCUGGGUCUGAAAAGGGCGCUCGAAAUCGAUGCCGACACGGCCUGUAAUAUGCUUACGACCAUACCGGAGACAUGGCAAGCCCGCGGCGCUCCUGGAGUCUGCUCGCAGUUCUGUGAGCUUUACUUAGACGUGCCCAAGCACUCGGAUCGCCCUGAGCCUCGGACACUAGCCUUGCUGAAUCUCAGGGACCUGAUGGACAGCAUCCUGCACGAUGGCGAGCUGGACCAGCUGCCAAGUGAAGAAAGGCUCCAGCAACUAUGGGCGGAAAUCCAAAUGGGAGAUAUUAAUCCCACCCUGUCUCAGGCAAUUCUCGCAGUUAGCGGCACCCUGGUAGCAACAAGGGUAGUCCGAGGCUCGGUCGGGCCCCAGACAGUCGAGCAUCAAGUACGGGCCUGGGGCGCCAUGGUAGCUGAUGCCCUCGACAUAGACAACACCUUCGACACGCGUUUUGCCGCCACCGAGGCUAUCCGAUCCUUCACCUCGGCCACCGGUCCUCGUACGGGCUCGCAGUAUCUCCCCUGUAUUCUGGCGCUGUACGAUGCUCUGAAUGACGACGACGAAGAGGUCCGCGACGUUGCCGCGGCCGCGGCUGCCUCGAUCGUCGGGAGGAGAGUUGCGUCCCUCGAGGCAGCUGAUCUCCUGCUCGACUGGUUGGGAAGGCACUUUAGUCACGACGAGGCAUUCCGAUCUGCCGUGGCCGGUAGGCUGGUCGGGCAGCAGACGGAUCCGUGCUCGACGACAGAUCCGGCGUGGGCAUCCGCGGAGGACUUGCUUGACGAGGCGCUAGAGUUUGACGACUCCCUGUUCGCUGUUGAAGAGCAGAACCUCUUCAUCGACGAGGUCAGGGAGUCGAAAAGGUGGCUGCGUGUCUUUGGGGGAUUCGCCUCUAGGCCUGAAGGAGAGUCGCACCGGCGCUUGAGGGACUGGACUACGGCUGGCUUACGAGCCUUGAUCGGGCUUGCUCGGAGGGAUGAUAGACCUCUUGGUUGGGCCUCUCAACAACAGGUCUUCGCACUCUGCUCUAGGGUCCUACUGUGUGCUGGGACUCUCAAUACCAUGGGCAACAGCGCUGAACUGGGAGAUCUUUUGCGCGAGUUUUCAGUCGCUGGGAGGGCGUCUGGGGUCCAUGGAUCACUGCUGCAAUAUGCAGGCGGCCAACCUGAAUGACCAAGAGUCGUCCUAGUGACGCAAGCAUAGAUAGAUAGACAAUUGAGGUCGCAAGAUGUUAGAAAUAUCUCGUCUUUUUACG
This is a messenger RNA of Phialemonium atrogriseum, 5074 nucleotides long. RefSeq names its product putative death-receptor fusion protein-domain-containing protein. The record is from RefSeq and is a predicted model, not a curated record. NCBI's taxonomy places the organism in Eukaryota, Fungi, Ascomycota, Sordariomycetes, Cephalothecales, Cephalothecaceae. The transcript is spliced from 9 exons. The coding region runs from base 271 to 4992 and encodes 1573 amino acids. Gene Ontology annotation, biological process: tRNA methylation. Gene Ontology annotation, cellular component: cytosol.